CGUGAGAAGGUGACCCAGGGCGGCGGGACGGCUCGAACCCCUUCCGGUCCUGCCAGCCGGGUGCUUCCGACCGGAAGGGGAGCCGUUGGGGGAGGGUGGCGGGCUGAAGGGAAGUCCCGCCUCUGCUGCAGACGCCGCCGAGCACUUGGCCGGGUCCCGGAGGGCCUGGCAGGUGAGGGUCUCGGGGUGCCGAGACCCCCAGUUCCCACCGAACGAGUUGUGCCGGCCAGGGGCGCGAGAUCCGAUUCCGGAGCUGCCAUGAUUGAAGUGGUAGCAGAGCUGAGCCGAGGUCCUGUGUUUCUGGCAGGGGAGGCGCUGGAGUGUGUGGUGACAGUCACCAACCCCCUGCCCCCUACAGCCACCUCUGCAUCCAGUGAGGCUCUGGCCUGGGCCAGUGCCCAAAUCCACUGCCAGUUCCAUGCCAGUGAGAGUCGAGUGGCACUGCCUCCCCCUGACUCUAGCCAGCCAGAUGUCCAGCCUGAGAGCCAGACUGUCUUUCUACCACACCGAGGUGAGAGGGGUCAGUGUAUCCUUUCUACUCCACCAAAAAUCCUAUUCUGUGAUCUGAGGCUAGACCCUGGAGAGUCCAAAUCAUACUCCUACAGUGAAGUGCUGCCCAUAGAGGGGCCACCGUCCUUUCGGGGCCAGUCAGUCAAGUAUGUCUACAAACUGACCAUUGGCUGCCAGCGUGUCAACUCACCCAUCACUUUACUGAGAGUCCCUCUGAGGGUUCUUGUAUUAACUGGCCUUCAAGAUGUCCGGUUUCCCCAGGAUGAGGCUGUGGCCCCAUCUAGUCCUUUCUUGGAGGAGGAUGAAGGUGGGAAGAAGGAUUCAUGGCUAGCGGAGUUGGCUGGGGAGCGCCUCAUGGCUGCCACAUCCUGCCGCAGCCUCCAUCUAUACAAUAUCAGUGAUGGCCGAGGAAAAGUUGGGACAUUUGGCAUCUUCAAAUCUGUAUACAGACUCGGCGAGGACGUGGUGGGGACCUUGAACUUAGGUGAAGGAACUGUAGCUUGUCUGCAGUUUUCAGUAAGCUUACAGACCGAGGAGCGUGUACAGCCUGAGUUCCAGCGGCGCCGGGGGACAGGGGGUGCCCCCUCUGUAUCCCAUGUGACUCAUGCCCGACACCAGGAGUCCUGCCUACAUACAACCAGAACCAACUUCUCCCUCCCCAUCCCUCUCAGUUCCACCCCAGGCUUCUGCACAGCCAUUGGUGAGACCCUGACCAUUAUGGGAGUGUCCCUGAAGUGGCGAUUGCAUUUUGAAUUUGUAACAUCCCGAGAACCAGGUCUGCUGCUCCUUCCUCCCACAGAACAGCCCGAACCUGUCACCUGGACAGGGCCUGAGCAAGUGCCAGUAGACACCUUCAGCUGGGACCUCCCCAUCAAGGUGCUGCCUACAAGCCCUACGUUGGCCUCAUAUGCAGCCCCAGGCCCCAGCACCAGCACUAUAACCAUAUGAGAUGGGCUCACUGCAGCACUGCUUUCUUCAGGAUACUGAGAACUCACCACCUGGACUCGAGUAGGGCUUGUUUUUUCCACCUGGGGGCCAAUGGUAUGGACAAUGAGAGAGGCAGGCUUUCAGCUAUAGCAUUAAUUUAUUGACUGAGAAUAAAUGGGCAGCUGCUAGUGGUUUCCCUGGAAGUGGCAGCAGUGGGCAGUCAGCAGAAGGGUGAUCAGUUGAAUUUAGCUGGAGUGGGGAGCAGGAGCCCCAGGAACAGGGGUGUUAGCUGAACCCCACUCUAGGUCGGGCCCUCUCCCUUUACAGGGCAGCCGAGGGUCAGAUUUUUGCACCAGAGAGAAUUGGCAGGUUCCUGCCUCCUGAUGUACCUCACACCCAGCGGGGAAGUCGAUGGGAUGCUGGGAUCUGGGGAACCAAAGGAUGAGGAAGGAUUAGCAUGGUGAAGGGCCACCUUUAUCCCUGCCCCACAUUCCCUUUCUCCCAACAUUCCUCUCAUUAUCUUCCUUUAGUGCCCCCCUGGUCCCCCUAACUAAGCUCUUGUCUACCAUAUUUGGAAUUUUUUGUUUCAUAGCAGGAAUAUUUCCCUCCAGAUCACCCUUACCUCCCUUUGUCACCUGAAGCCUUAUCUCUCACCCUUUUGUUGGUACCUUCAGGUUCAGCCAGCCUCCUGCUGCUCUUCCGUUCAUUCUCAUAUCACAGCAAACUAGUCAUACCCUUGCUGUCCCUCACUCACAUCAGAGCCAAUCUCCUCUGGCCAUCUUUGGUCACUUACGUAUCACAGCAGCCCACACCGAUGGGAUGCAGACAAGUGCAAUGGAAACAGUCCUUGCGGAGCCAAGAUUCACCCAGGGUGAAAUAUUUCCCUUCAUAGUGGCAGGGGGCUAGGGAAGAACAGGAAAUGUUAGUGUGGGGGAGUGGUGAUGGCAGACAGAAUUGCUGUGGUCUGCAGUGGGAGAGGGUAAGUACACACUACUGCUGUUCCUGAGCUGGAGGGAGUCUGGAUAUCCUGACACAGGAUCAUCUCUCUAAGUCCCACUCCUCCCAAUACCCUCUGUCCUCAUCCGUUUCUAAUGCCUCACCCAGCUUUACCUUGAGCUUGGAAGUAGCACUUGCUGUGGACUCCUGGGUGCUGGAGCAGCAGAGAUACCACCAAGUAGGUGAUCCCCCAUCCUCCCAAGAUCCCUGUAGCCUGUCUUGCCCAGAGCAUCCUUACAGCUGUUCCUGAAGCACAGCCCUUAGUCCCUUCUUGGCGCCUUUUGAGACUACUUUGGUCUUGCCUCCUUGGCUUUUCUUUGUUUCUCUCCUUCAGUCUUAGUUUCUAUCUGUCUUCCCUGGGCUCCUGUCUCACACCAUCUCUGUGCCCUCUGCUCUUGCAGGCUUGGGGAUGUUUAUAAAGUGAGGACCCUGGCCCCCUGCUGAGUAGAGCUGGAAAAGCUGUAACUGUGUUUCCUGAGGUGAGGGCAUGAAAACAAGAGUCUAGCUUUAACAAGCUGUGAGAGCUGAUUCAUAGCCAGGGGGAGGGAGGUGACCAUGGAAGGGGCACUGGACCAGGCACUUCCUCAGCAAGGAGGUGGGAGGGGUGAGGGCCCCCUGGUGGUCCCCAGAUCUCUUCCCUGACCUGGAGAGAAGGAAGCAUUCCGCCAUCUCCCCCCAUCCCUUCCGCAGCACACACACGCACUCCAGGGGUGUGUAUGCUGGGAUCCCUGCCUGGACCGGAGGGAGGCGUUUCCUGGGGAUGGCUAAUCCUGUGCCCCAGCCAAACCAAGGAGCUCCAGUGGGUUUCGACGGCCAGAGGCUCCAGGAGAGUGAACAGGCACCUGGAGUGGAAAAUGUUUCUCUUAGACCCUAGGGUAGUGUCUCCCUGAAGUAUCCUAAAGACAUGGCUGCCCCUCAGAUUGGGGGUAAGAGUGUCUUCCACAAGUAUCCCAGAGAUUAAUUAUCCAUUGUUCAGUACCUCCAAACAUGCAGCAGAUACAGGAUCUCCCCUGAUCUGGCAAUGGUUCUUCCAAAGAACCAUCUCUAAAUGCCCUAAUAAUAUAAGUCACUCCGGUUUGACAGAGGUUCCUCUCUUACCUCCUACAUUAUGGAACAAGGAUUUAGGAAUUUAUCCUCUGAUAUGGUCUUUGGGUUUCCUGCAGGUUCUGGACACCCCAAAUAGGUGAUGAAGAGCAUAGAUUGUAGAGUCAGACUUGGGUUCAGAUGCUGACUUCACUUAGGAGCUAUGUGGCCUUGGGCAAGUUACUUCACCUCUCUAAAGCUGUUUCCUUAUCUAGAAAUGGGGAUGGUAAUACUAAUUCAUUGGGUUAAGGGCUUAAAUGAGGUAGUGCCUGUGAUGCUGUCCCUGGCACAUAGGCCUGAGAAAAUACUAGCUACUGAGGUUGUGUUAGAGCUCAGAGACAAAAUCCUUUGACACUGAGCAGCUCUGUGCACAGCUGAGGACUUCUAGUAUGGACUUCUGCUCCUUUCACAUGCGUGCUCCAUGUCAUCCUUACCACCUCCUUCUGAAGUUGUCUCUGGAGCAUUUGGGUUUGGUCCUUGUAUUCUUGAAAUUAUAAAUACCUGGUUGCUGAUAUACCUACUUUCACUAGGUCAGUACCUUUCUCAUCAUCUUUCCUGCUAACUUUAGGACUCCUGCUUUUUCUCGUUAGGAUUCGAAUCCAUUUCUUCCCAUCCACACUCAUGUGAACUUUUAAGUUCUCCUUUCUGACUGCUCUAAUGCUGGCCAUCUCUUUAGUAUUAAUGGCUCCUUCCUUCACUUUCUUUCACUUUUCCACACUCCAAAGAUCCUUGUUCUAGCAAUUCCGUUCUACCCACAGGGCCAGUUAAUUUGGCAAUUACUCUAUUUUUCCUUUCAAGUUCCAGUCCCAUUUACUCCAAGACUGCCACUUCCUGUCACCAAAUGGAGCAGAUACAAUUAUUUCCAGCUGGCUUUUUGGGAGGGCUACCCUGCCUCUCACCUCUUCAUUGAAAAACAACUUCAUCAGUACCUCAAACUCCCUAUCUGUCCUCCUCCAAGAAGACAGCACAAGUGGAUGGAGAUGCAGACUACCACAUGUUCAUCCUCGCUGAGUUGUUGCCCUUUCUCUUGCAGAGGAGUGCUAAGAGAAAAGAAAACUCAGUGGGAGCAGGGUACCAAUUAGGCUGGCUUGGGAGAGGCAUGGCCUGGGGCUGGUCUUUUGGCUGGGGCAGUUGGAUUAGAAGCCUGUCUAGGAUAAGCGUCCAGAAGUAUUCUAUCAGUGGUCAGUAGCUUGGCUUCUGCCUUUCCGAGGGGCCCUAGCUGGAAGUCUGGACCGUAGACUGCUCCUGCAAUGGAGCCAACCCAGCAGGGGGCGGGCAGGAAUGGGGAGCAGAGGAGCAAGCAUGAAAUUGGUGGUGAGGCUGGAAGGCAAAGGGGACCUAGUGGGAAUUGUGUGUGUGAGGUAAUGGGGACAGAAAUGAGAGUUACUGUCGGUAAUGAAGGUGAGGUAGGCAUAUGGGGUAGGAGUCAGGGGGCUUCUGGAAAGUAAGGCAAGGGUUGAGCCAGGAUUCCUUGCCCAGAAGUUAGUAGGCAUUGGGCUCCUGUUUGUUGAACCUGCUUGCGUGUCUGGUGGUGUGAGCGCACGUGUGCAUCUGUGUAGCUUCUUGAGGCCACAGGCCGCGCUUGUGGUAGGGGUGUGUGGUGUGUGUGUGGGGGGGUAUCAGUGGUUAGGCCACAACUCGUUGGGGAUGCCAGUCAUGGGGGACGAGGCGGCUGGCGCGCGCUGCCCACGCGGGGACAAAAAACAUCCGCCGGAGGCCCGGCCGGGCGGCGUUCCAGUAGCGCCGGGCAGGUGCGCGCGGUGAGGAAGUGAGCACCUUCCGGACCCCGGCCGCCCGGCCCUCGGGUGAGUCACCGCCGACCCCCGCCUGGAUAGGAGACACCAGCAGCAGCUGAGGGGCCGGAGGCACGGCUGGCUGGGGCGGCCCCCGGGAGGGUUGAGGAAGUCCCCGACAGAGGAAGGGGGCUUCUAGGGAUCGGGCCUAGGUUUUGCCUUAGGCGCAAAACGCCUAACGAGCCCAAUGAGAAGGCUGUGACAGAAGGGAGACAGGCGGGGAGGGAGCCCCGGGGAGCUGGCGAGGAAGGGCGAGUCGGCGAGAGGAGGGGGACUGCAGAGCCCGGGCUGUUCGCUGGAGCGCGAGCCCGAGCCUGUGGGUGGAAAUGGCCAGCUCGGGCCGGGGUCGACGUCUGCCCGGAGGCCUGUGCGCUCCCACAGUGAAGGGUAGGCUUAGGCAACAGCGGAGUUAGGCUCGUUUGGGUGCAGUUGUGGCUAGAUCAUUAAAGGCUCUGAAUGCCGGGAUUCGGUUUGGCCCGGCAGGGCGAAUGGAUGGUCUCUGGGCAUGAAGAGUAGUGUGUGGCUUAAACACAAGAUUUACUGUGUCUAGCUUUACUGCCUGCCAAAGAUUUAAGCAUUGCAUUAAUGAUUUUUAUAGUCAUUUAAAGUUGCAUGACUAUCAAACGAUGUAAUUUUGUUGAAUUUUUUAAAAUAGCAAAGUUGUAAAAUUGGA
Messenger RNA from Manis javanica (Malayan pangolin), 5982 nucleotides. RefSeq names its product RGP1 homolog, RAB6A GEF complex partner 1 (gene RGP1). The record is from RefSeq and is a predicted model, not a curated record. NCBI's taxonomy places the organism in Eukaryota, Metazoa, Chordata, Mammalia, Pholidota, Manidae.